Molecule: messenger RNA, 2897 nt
Organism: Thecamonas trahens ATCC 50062
Lineage: Eukaryota; Apusomonadida; Apusomonadidae
Exons: 2
Coding region: 37-2748 (903 amino acids)
Biological process (GO): piecemeal microautophagy of the nucleus; positive regulation of protein phosphorylation; autophagy of mitochondrion
Cellular component (GO): extrinsic component of membrane; Atg1/ULK1 kinase complex; phagophore assembly site membrane
Molecular function (GO): protein kinase binding; molecular adaptor activity
Source: RefSeq, a predicted model, not a curated record
UCUCAAGCCGACUACGGUUGCAUAGAGACAGCGGGCAUGAUAGUGCGCAGCAUCACCGGCAAGUCGUACGAGGUGGCGUUGCCGGCUUCAGCCAAGGUGGCGGACAUGAAGGCAGCGCUGGAAGAAGCGUCGGGCAUUCUGGCAGAGCAUCAGAUUCUGCUCUGGGAGGGCCGCAAGCUGGACGAUGAGCGGGCACUGGGCUCGUACGUGGUGCGCGAGGGCUCGGCCGGAGCAGCCGAGAUGCUCUCGCCGCGGUCGACCGGCUCGAUCUCGUCGUCGGACUCGGGCGGGGUGGCGGCGUCGCCGGCGACACCGUCGUCGAUCUUUCUGUUCUCGAAGCAGUUUCUUGCGCCGUCCAAGAGCAGCACGGCGACGGCGGCAGACGCGUCGCUCCUCGAACCGGUGCUCCCGCCGCUGCCUGAGCCGCUCCCGCUCUCGCCGGUCAACCGGUACAACCCGACCGGGGCGCGGUCGAGCGAGGCGACGACCAGCGACGUCAUCGCUCAGUUUGAAUACCACGCGCGGCGGGCUGGCUCUGUCCUCACUGCGGCUGCGGGCGUUGUCCGCGCCAUCCGCACCUCGAUGUCGGAGCAGUACGUCCAGGCGCAGGCGCUGUCUGCAGCGUACACCAAUCUGGGCGUCCACGCCAGCCAAGUCUUUUCGGCGCACGACACAUACUCAGACUACUACGCGCGGGUCUCGGCUACGCACGACCGGCUCCUCUCCGGGUUUGAGGACAACGUCUCGCGAGUCGGCACGAUCUCGCUCCCGCCGACGCUGGCGGCGCAGUUUGGCGCAUCUUCGCUCCUCGACCGCGUCUCGCUCGAUUCGCUCCGCAAGUGGAAGACGGCAUGGUCGGGGCGUCGCGAGUCGUUUGCCUCCAAGAUGACGGAUCAGGCGAAGCGGGCUAGCCAACUUCGUGACGCCAUUGCUGCCGCCACAAACAACUCGGCGCUCGACGUCUCGAUCGACGGACUCUCGGAGCUCCACGCGGAUGCCGAGGGCAUCGAGACCGAGAUGGAGGCCAUUGUCCAGUCGUUUGCCGACGACGUGACGACGGUCCGGGGCUGGGCGCCGCGGGCGUUGCUGACGCACGACACGGCGCUCGACGCGCAAGCCAUGUUCAAGCGGCACGGCUCGCUCCUGCUCAUGCUCCAUGAUGGGUACGAUCGGCUCGUGGCCCGGGCUCUUGAGGUCCGCAGCCAUCAGGAGCAGACGGCGGCCAACACGGCCGAAGCGCUGGUAGCGCUUGCGCAGAUGCAGUCUGAGCUCAAGGCCAUGGGCGAUGCUCUCCCGGUCCACACCAAGGCGCUGCAAGCAGAGAAAAAGGCGUUCCGCCAGUUUGUGGUGCUCGAGCGGUUGCCGUCGGCGUACUACGCCGGCCUUGUCGAGGCCGUCCGCCGCAACCGGUUCAACUCUGCGCUCCGGGCCACACUCGCCGGCUACAUCGACGCCAUCUGGAGCGCGCUCCGGCUCGAGGCCCGUGCCCGGGUCCGGUUCCACAAAUCGCGCGGCAAGUUCCUCACAGAUUCGGUCCUGCCGGGCCUUUCAUCGCGCUCGGUCCGCAUCGACGUGCCGCUGAGGCUCUCGUCGCACGACGCCGAGAAGCCGGCAGUGCCCGAGCUGGACCCCGAGCUCCCGGCGCUCUCGCUCGAGGAGCUGCAGGACUUUCUCGGCGAUGACCUCCCAUACUGGCUGCUCGAUUUGGCGUCGCCGGAGCUGGACCGCUCCAACGUGUCGGACGUCGCGGCGUCGGUGUCGUCGCUCGGCUCGCUCUCGCUCGGGCUCUCGCGGUCGGGAGUGGAGAAUCCUCCUGUCGACGCAGAAGCGGGUGCCGGACUUGACCUCGAUCCCGCGACGCUGCUCGACGCCACCUCGGCCCCGCUCGCCAGCCGGACUGUGGCGCAGCCUGCUGCAAACGUGCCUGUCGACGCCGCGCCGGUUCCGGACGCCGCACUGGUCGCAGAGAUGGAGGCUGGGCGUGCAGGGCUGGAAAGCGUGCUGGCCGCGGUCCCGCGGUUGGCGGCUAGCGCGCCGGUGGUGGCAGCGCUGCAGAGCCAGGUCGAUGCGCUGGCGACGCGAGUGGCGGAGCUCGGCUCAAUCGGCGAGGUUGCCGCACUCGCCGCGCGAGUUGAUGUGCUGCGAACCGAGGUCGAGCACGCCGGCGCUGCAUGUGCGGCUGAAGAGGCUGCCGAGUCGAGCUCGCCGUCAGGCGUCGAUGCGGCAGCACUCGAAGCCGAGCUCGAAGCGACCAAGGCAGCGUCGGCCGCGCGCGAAGCCGAGCUGGAGAGCAAAGCCGAGCAGGCCGCGCAAGCCGCGCGGGUCUUCCACUCGCAGCUCAACGACCUCGGGCAGGCGAUGCUUGCGGCGCUGGGCCGGAUGCAGCAAGCAGACGAGGACGCGCCGCUGCCGAACCUUUCCAAGGUGCUGACGGCGAUGGAGGCGUGCCACGCGAGAGCGGUGGCCGAGCUUGAGGCUGCGCAGGAGCAGCUCUCGGAGCGGGCAGUCCUCGCCGACUUUGCUACCGGUGACCUCGUGGUAGUGGUGGCAGGCGACGAUGCCGAGCGGUGGCAGGUGGUGACCCGCGACGGCGAGGCUCGUCAUGUGGUGGCGAGCGCCGAUGUGGCGCGGCUGGCUCCGGUGGCGCACGGCGCACCGUGGCUGCUCGCCCGCCUCCUAGCGGUGGCGCCCAGUGACGAUGGCAGCGGAAUGGUGGUCCGGGCCGCGCCGCUCGCGCUUGAUUUUUGAUGCAGUGUACCGUCGUGGCUACGUCGAGCUUGCGGUGCGGACAACGGUGACCGCCUGCUUGGCUACACUCUUAGUCAGCUCGAUAAACUUGGUGUCCGGGAACGAGAGCUCGUCAGCGCGGAGGCGGGUGACAACGGCGAGCAUGGCCG